AUGCUUCAUUUUAGCGUAUUUGACGACUCGGUCGAUAUCGUUGCAAAUAGUCUGUCCGUACGACAUGACACGAAUAAGUCUAGCGCGAAGCAACACCUUCAAAUUGCCAGUGAGAAUAUGCCCACUGAAACGUCAAAGGCGAAGAUGGAUUCAUAUCUUAGCGAUGAUGCCUCCGAAAAGCCUCACAAGACGGGAAAGCAGGUUUUUUUUUGCGCCUUGAAUGAUGAUCUCUCUAGAGAGUUGCAGCCUGGAGCGAAGAUCGGAAGUGCAAAAAGGAAACCUCUCGGCUCUCGUGACGACCUAAUGCGCAGUGUCCGCUUGACUAACAAAGAUGCCCUUGUGCAGGCUCAAAUAAAUGCCGCUGCAGAAAAAAGCGUACACUGUAACCACUGCAAAAAAGGCAUCACCAAGAAUUUAGUACAAGUAAUUUCAUCGAGAUAUGUGAUGCAAGUCACAGAAGAAAGCUGUUUAAAGGAUCAUUUUGCCGCGACUGUAGUACCAGCGCUCGAACUGGAUCCCUUUACUUUCGAAAACCGUAAAACACUCGUAUCAGAUAAACGGGUCGAAAGAUACUUGUGCUCGAGGCCAGAUGCUGUCAAGCUUCAUUCUAAUAGGUUGCCGCGGCUUCUGUGCGCUAAUCAGUCUAAGUGCAAGCUGCAAAAGCAGUUUGUCUUCAAAGCCGGUCCAACACUUUCACUUCGGCUGCUCAAAGUGCUUGGUUCUGGGUCAUUCGCGAAUGUUUUCUCGGCUAACGUCGUCGACACAUCUAAAAAUACCACCUUAAGCAAGGCUGUCAAAAUUGAGAAGGAGCGUCAGAAUUUAGCGUGGGAGUUCUACAUCACGAACCAGAUUAAGAACAGAUUAAGGAUUGAGAACGAGCUUUCAGACAAGGAAAUUCCUGUGCCAACUUUUACCGAGCUUCAUUUGUUUUCGAACGGAGCAUUGCUGAUAAUGGAAAAGGGUCACAUUGGUACUCUUUUCGAUAUCCUUAAUUGUUAUAAGCAGUCAGGCAUACGAUUUCCCGAAGUGUUGGUUGUCUACUAUAGUAUCAAGAUGCUGCGAUGCAUAGAGCUCCUUCACUGUGCAAAAGUUCUUCAUGGCGAUAUCAAACCGGAUAAUUGGUUGAUGAUGCCUGGAAACCCAGCUUCGGAGUUAUCAAUGAUCAUCCAAGAUCCGCGGAUAGACAAUGAAUUCCAAGCUGGUGAUCUUUUUCUCAUAGAUUACGGAAGAUCCAUCGACCUCGGUCUGUAUCCGGAAGGAACAUAUUUUAAUGGCAGUUGCCAUGCGAAAGGCUUUCAGUGUGUUGAAAUGUUGACGCAACGACCUUGGUUACACCAAAUCGACACGUUUGCUUUUUGUGGAACAAUGCACUGUUUGCUCUUUGGGGAGUAUAUGGAUAUCAAGCCUCGUCAAAAUUCCAAGGGUACAAUAGAUUGGGGGAUUGCUAGGCAAUUCAAGCGGUAUUGGGACGUUGACAUGUGGGAAGGCAUUUUUUAUGAGCUUCUGAAUGUAAGAAGCUGCAUAGAUCAACCCUCUUUGUCCGACAUUCGGGGGCGCUUGAAAAGUUAUUUUGUUUCCGAUGAGAAUCGUCAACGAGAACUCUUUAAGCAACUAAGUCGACAAGAACGAAUCAUAAGAAAGUUGGUCAUUUAA
Molecule: messenger RNA, 1653 nt
Organism: Plasmopara halstedii
Lineage: Eukaryota; Oomycota; Peronosporomycetes; Peronosporales; Peronosporaceae
Product: bub protein kinase
Exons: 7
Coding region: 1-1653 (550 amino acids)
Biological process (GO): mitotic spindle assembly checkpoint signaling; protein phosphorylation; meiotic sister chromatid cohesion, centromeric
Molecular function (GO): protein kinase activity; ATP binding
Source: RefSeq, a predicted model, not a curated record